AUGGAACAACAAACAAUAUCCAUAACCAAAGCAGGAAUAACAACAAUUCUGAAUUCCAGGACUUCUGUAUUAGCUGCAACAAACCCUCCAUCAGGUCGUUAUGAUGAUCUCAAAACUGCACAAGAUAACAUUGACUUACAGACUACAAUUCUUUCAAGAUUUGACCUCAUCUUCAUUGUCGAAGAUAUAAACAUGUUCAGCCAAGACAAGAUUCUUCUUGUUGUUAGAGCUGAAGCUACUGCUCAAGACACGCAACAUGGAGGUACAACUCUACAUACUGCUGCUAUGACUAAUGAUUUGGAGUUAGUUAAAAAAGGCAUGAAUGAGUUGAAUUGGUUGGACCAUUAA
Molecule: messenger RNA, 348 nt
Organism: Lactuca saligna
Lineage: Eukaryota; Viridiplantae; Streptophyta; Magnoliopsida; Asterales; Asteraceae
Source: the annotation of a GenBank genome assembly